This is a messenger RNA of Diabrotica virgifera virgifera (western corn rootworm), 1310 nucleotides long. RefSeq names its product transport and Golgi organization protein 2-like. The transcript has a single exon. The coding region runs from base 263 to 1096 and encodes 277 amino acids. NCBI's taxonomy places the organism in Eukaryota, Metazoa, Arthropoda, Insecta, Coleoptera, Chrysomelidae. Gene Ontology annotation, biological process: protein secretion; Golgi organization. Gene Ontology annotation, cellular component: Golgi apparatus. The record is from RefSeq and is a predicted model, not a curated record.
AUUGUCGCAUAAUAUUUAAUAGUAUUACAAAAUCUUUUGUAUUAAAAAUCUUCCUUUAAUCUAUAUAAUACACGUUUUUCUUAUCUUUGUAACAAAAGACUAGAAUUUUUAUGUAAUGACUAAGAAGCCACUUAACAUUUCCUUAUAUAAGUAUUUUAGUUAAACAAAUCUAUUGUUCAGAUAAAUAGAAAAUUUGUAUUUUUGUACCAAAGUGUCAACUAGUUACAAAUAGUGAUGUGCUACCGGAGAUGAAGUUUGUAUAAUGUGUAUACUUUUUAUAAAUACCAACCCAUCUCCCAAAAAGGGAGGAUAUAGAUUGAUUCUGGCUACAAACAGAGAUGAGAAUUAUCAGCGACCUGCAAAACCAGCCCAUCGCGAUGAAUAUGGUAUCAUUGGAGGUAAAGAUUUGGGGUCUGGCAGAGAAGGUGGCACAUGGUUAGCUUGUGGACCAAAAAGUCCGGAAAAUGGUCGAAGCAAAAUGUUCUGUAUUGGCCAUAUUCUCAACAUGGCUGGUGUAAGAUUAGAAAAUCCCAUAGGAAGAGGUUUUAUUAUUCAAAACUAUUUGCUAUCCAUCGACGGUUUCCAAGACUACGUUAGAGAGCUUGACCAAACUACUUACAACGGAUACAACUUUGUGACAGUUGAGAUAGGCGAAGGUGGAAUAACCGUUAAUCAUCACAGUAAUGUUCCUAAUAUCACGUCUAAAUAUGAUGGUGAACACGUGUUAGUUUUUGGCAACGCUCCGAUAUACAGUCCUUCAGUACGGGUGGUCAAAGGAAAGCAAAAAUUUGAAGACUUGAUCAAAAAAGACAUACAUACAAAAGAAAAUCUUAUACAAGAACUACUGAAACUACUUAAGGACGAAACAACCUAUCUAACUGAAAGCAGUUCGGUGAACCAACACACAUCACCAUAUUUGAAUUUGUCUUCAGUUUUUAUUAAAAGCAAAGAUUUAUGUUUCGGUACAAGAACACACACUAUUAUACUUGUGGACGAAGAUUGGAAUCUGACAUUUGUCGAGCAUACAUUGGAGGAACCAAUCGAGGUCAAUGACCAAAAGUGGCUAGAAACAACAUUUCAAAUAAAACUGAAGUGAAGUGUUUGUGAAUUUAUGAACAUUUCUACUUUUUAAAACAUUUAUGUGUAAAAAACUUUACAAUCUGUGCUUUGAAUUUAUUGUUGAGUUUUAAGAAAUCGAUCCAAUUCUGCACUUUCAAAAAUACAAAAAAAUAUGUGUUUUUAAAGUUUUUGAGAGGUUUUAAAAGUUUAACGAUCUAUUAGAAUAUAAAAAAGAAAUGAUUUAAACUAUA